ACUCGCUUCUCCUUCCCUCCUCGCGGCGGGACAGACGUGAGCCACCACCAGAGGCAGAGCAGAGCAGAGCACCGCCUCGUCUCUUCCUCCUCCUCCGCGGCCGGCCAUGGCGCCUCUCUCCACCGCCGUCCGCCUCCUGCGCUCCCCCGCGGCUCCGGUCACGCUCCCUUUUCCGUCCGCCCGCCUCGCCGGGGCGCCAGCGCGCUUCCGGUGCCGCCGCCGGCUCCGGUCGGUUCGCGCGGAGGCGGCCAAGGAGGCGGAGGUGGGGGAGCUCAGGGCCGGGGUGUCCGUCUACAAGCCGCGCUCCUACGAGGUGCUCGUCUCCGACGCCGCCCGCUCCCUCGCCGCCGCCAUCGACGACGGCAGGACCCGCCUCGAGAUCGAGUUCCCGCCUCUGCCCAGCAGCAUCUCUUCUUACAAGGGGUCUUCGGACGAGUUCAUCGAUGCCAACGUCCAGCUCGCUCUCGCCGUCGUAAGGGACCUCAAAAAGCUCAAGGGGACUCGGUCCUGCAUAGUGUUUCCUGAUCAACCAGAGAAGCGAAGGGCCUCGCAGAUAUUCAAAACAGCUAUAGAUCAGAUCGAGGGUAUAUCCAUCAGUUCGUUGGAUGAUCUGCCGACCGGGCCUGUCGAUACCUUCUUCAAAUCGAUACGAAGUACCCUUGAUUUCGAUUUUGCUGAUGACAACGAAGAUCAAUGGAAGUCUGACGAACCGCCAUCAUUAUAUAUCUUUAUCAACAGCAGCACGGGUGACCUUUCAUCUAUAGAGAAGUAUGUGGACCAAUUUGCUGCCUCUGUACCUGCUGUUCUCUUUAACCUUGAACUAGAUACCUUGCGUUCUGACCUGGGGCUUCUGGGAUUCCCCCCAAAAGAUUUGCAUUACCGGUUUCUUUCUCAGUUCACCCCAGUGUUUUAUAUCAGACAGCGUGACUACUCGAAGACAAUUGCGGUCACUCCAUACAUAGUGAAUUACAGUGGCGCUGUCUUCCGUCAGUACCCAGGGCCCUGGCAAGUCAUGCUUAAGCAGGGUGAUGGUUCCUAUGCAUGUGUUGCAGAGAGUGCAUCUCGGUUCACUUUGGGGCAGGCCAAGGAUGAACUAUUGAGAGUUCUCGGUUUGCAAGAAGAGGUAGGCAGCCAGCUUGAAUUCCUCAGAAGAGGAUACAAGAAUGCUACUUGGUGGGAAGAGAAUUUCGAUCAGGAGAAAUCGCCCGCGUGGCGAACUUGAGACGCAGCUGCUGGUUCGACGCCGAAAUGCCAGUCUGACUGGCAAAUGGAGAUACAUAGGCCAAAGAAUGUUCAUAUAGUCCCUUGAAAACAGAGUGCUCAUGAAUCCUGAGUUGAUGAUGCAACUGAAAUUACAGAAAGAAGCGCACACACCAAUGUCAUAGUCAUGCAGUGUGGACAUUGCCUGUGCUGCAACUGUGCCAUCUGGCAACUUACAAGCAGCUUUUGAUGAAAAAAUGCAUUUUGAUUUCUUAA
This is a messenger RNA of Triticum urartu, 1476 nucleotides long. RefSeq names its product Low PSII Accumulation 3 (gene LPA3). The record is from RefSeq and is a predicted model, not a curated record. Lineage: Eukaryota; Viridiplantae; Streptophyta; Magnoliopsida; Poales; Poaceae.